AUGCCUGACAACACCGCGGAAGCUCGGCAGGCCGUGACCAAGAAAAUCGCGUCCACUGGUUCCAACACGAUGAAUCGGGUGGUUGCGGCCGGCGAGUCCUCUAAAAGGAGGCGCCUGGGAACUCGGACCGCAACAAAUGCGGCGGAAUCAACCACGAAAACGGGGAGCAGCACGAACAAGGCGUCUAAUCAAACCACGGUUGGUGGACCUCAAUACCCCACGGAAGCAAUGAUUUGCUAA
This is a messenger RNA of Penicillium alfredii, 240 nucleotides long. RefSeq lists its product as uncharacterized. The transcript has a single exon. The record is from RefSeq and is a predicted model, not a curated record. Lineage: Eukaryota; Fungi; Ascomycota; Eurotiomycetes; Eurotiales; Aspergillaceae. The coding region runs from base 1 to 240 and encodes 79 amino acids.